AUGAGCUCACCGAUCAGAAACGAUAGGAGCCACUGUCGCUUCUGGGACUGUGUUCCUAGGAAGUUGAAUGGAGAACCUAAUAUCAGGUCUGCUUUUCGUUUCAACCUUUCCGGUCGUUACUAUGAACCGAACAAGUACUAUCAUGUGUCAUGCAUGGAGCAAAUAUUUCCCGACCUGAGGUCCUUGGUAGAGCAGGAGGUUUUGCAAAUGGAAGGAGGGGUCACCCAGCUGACCUCAGCCUGCUGGCAGAUAUCACAGUUUCACAAUGCCAUUGAAGAUUGGUUCCGCUUUAAGGGCCGUACCUUCGAAAUGAACAUAUACGAUCGGUUCCGAAGAGCACAUGCCAAGUGGGAGCAGAAAGACAGCACAGUGGAAAUCAACCAUCAACUCGGGAAUCAUGAGGGUAGUCGUCAGGAUUGUGAGAAGUGUGAAGUGCCGGAUGAACCGCUGAGAAAAGAUUACUUUCCUGAAGAGCCUCGCAGUAGCCUAUUGAGUGAAGUUCCGGCCUCCGUGGUUGGCGUGGGACACUUGGAUGGAUUAGAUAUUCGAUAUCUCGGCUACAAGUGGUCAUUGUGGUCAUUUCUCAAAAUCAAUGAUUGA
Penicillium verrucosum is the source of this 600-nucleotide messenger RNA. RefSeq lists its product as uncharacterized. The transcript has 3 exons. The record is from RefSeq and is a predicted model, not a curated record. Lineage: Eukaryota; Fungi; Ascomycota; Eurotiomycetes; Eurotiales; Aspergillaceae. Bases 1 to 600 code for a protein of 199 amino acids.